Ceratitis capitata (Mediterranean fruit fly) is the source of this 561-nucleotide messenger RNA. Its product is annotated as coiled-coil-helix-coiled-coil-helix domain-containing protein 1. NCBI's taxonomy places the organism in Eukaryota, Metazoa, Arthropoda, Insecta, Diptera, Tephritidae. Gene Ontology annotation, cellular component: mitochondrial ribosome; nucleoplasm; mitochondrion. The record is from RefSeq and is a predicted model, not a curated record. Gene Ontology annotation, molecular function: RNA binding. Bases 127 to 498 code for a protein of 123 amino acids. Gene Ontology annotation, biological process: mitochondrial translation. The transcript has 2 exons.
ACUUAUCAUCAGCUGUUUUCUUCAGCAACUGGGCAACACUGUAGAAUUCAUGUAACCAAAAAAUAAUAAAAUUAUAUUUUUUCCUGCGGAUACAAUAAAUAUAUAUUCGGGUCGAAAGGUAUCAAAAUGCGUGUGCCAACUGCCGUCUUCGCAUACAAAAAUCGCGACGCCCGCGCGCCUCAGAAAGAACACACCGUGCCUUUUCAAGAGAUACUACCACUUCGACUAAAGAAUAGGGUAAGUGGUAAGUCGGAUUCUUCAUCGGAUGUGGCGUGCUUACAAGAAAUGGGAGUCCUUUUUGCAUGUCUUAAGGAUAAUGAGUUUGUGGAGAAGUACUGUAAUAAGGAAAUUCAACAGUUUCAAAAAUGUUACAAAUUUUUUGCGGAUUCGAAAUUCGAGGCUAAGAAAACUAUAAACCAAGGUAUAAUAACGCCAGGAAAAAAUCUGAACUACAAACAGCUCAACAAGUAUAUGAGACGCUUUCCUAAUCCUCAAUAGUUUUAUUUAUUUUAUUGUAUGUUCUAUUUUAGAAAACAAUAAAGCCACAAAAUUAUCCUUUAA